Molecule: messenger RNA, 1757 nt
Organism: Stylophora pistillata
Lineage: Eukaryota; Metazoa; Cnidaria; Anthozoa; Scleractinia; Pocilloporidae
Source: RefSeq, a predicted model, not a curated record
AAAGCAUGAUCGCCUUAAUUCGAAUUGGCAUCAUUUUCUUCAUCUUUGUUUCGUGCGUCCAUCUACGAGACCUCUGUUCUUCGUACUUUACAUUUUCACACUGGCUGCAAAAACAGUCGAUUAAAGAUGCAAGAAAAACUGAUGAAUUCACCUCAGCGACUGUGAUAGCGUGUGCAUUAAGGUGUAACACGAAAAGCCACUGCGAUAUUGUGACCUUCAACAGAGACUCUAAGCGAUGUUCUCUUUAUCAAAACAAGGGAAAAGACUGCACUGAUAUCCAUGCCAGCGACGUAGAUGCAAAUCUAAGAAUUGUGACCCUGAGAAAGGUUUCAAUUCUUUCCGUGAGCGAAAAUCUAAAGGGAAGCUGUGCUUCUGGUAUUAAUAACGAUGAUGAUAACGAUUUUCAUUCAAAUUCUGGCUCACGUGGUUUCGCCUUUUCAUCAACAACAGACGAUCAAACAAUGGGGGCUUCAUGUGCUGAUAUCCUACGACAAAAUAGCUCAAGCCCAAGUGGUUUUUACAACAUAACAACGAAUGAAAAUACGUGGAGAACAUAUUGCAGCAUGAGGAGACUUCCCGGAUGUGGCGAUGGAGCCUGGACACUUGUUAUGCGAAUCAAUGGAUCAAAGAACACCUUUGCGCAUGAUUCCCCCCGGUGGGCCAGUAAAUCCUCUUACCAAACAGUAGACAGAGUGGUAGAAGCCAAACUCCCUGGUUACUGGCUUAGUUCGUUCAACAAAAUCUGCGUCAUCAUGAAAUUUUCAUCCAACGUUAAGGUCGCCACACUCUUAAACCACAACGCCAGCUCACUUCAUGCAGCUUUAAACGCGGGAAAGAAAAAGAGAUGGAGGGGAGAACUGUCCAACAUAACGCAGCCUUUCUGGUUCUCACCCAGCAUAAAUACCAACUGUUUGGAACAGGGAUUCAGCCUAUUUUCUCUCCUUCCAAUAACAGGAGUUAAAACACGUGUUGGAAUACAGUCCCAGACAAGCAUCUGUCCCCUGCCAUAUUUGGUGCGAGGUUUUGGUUUUGGAUAUCAGCACCCUAAUCAGCUAAAUAAGGAGAUUAGUUGUGGGGAUAUUAUUAGCGAGCCAUUCGGUACAAAUACGUAUCCUGCUUUCUGUAGUAUCUACGUUCAGUAGUGAUGUGAGGUAAAUAGCUCUUUGAUGUUGUAAAAGCAAAAUCGUUGAAAAAUCAAAACUAAUUGUAGCGAAGGUUAAAUAUUACAAGGAGCCGAUGAGAACUCAAAGUAAAAUGAAUGCUACCAGUCCUUAUCUGAUUAGUUUAAAUGGUGGCAUGAGCUUCAAGAUCUAUUCAAAAGCGGAGAAAGUUAAAACCCAAGCGAACCGUAUUACGCUAAAUUGAUAAUUGAUUUACUAACGGCGGAAGUCGGAAUGAAGUCAGCUCCAUUUCCUCUCCCAACUAUCCUAACCAAUUUAAAGAUGUCAUAAACGCCUGCAUGAGCUUCAUGCUGGCUCUUUUAAUUGCUAUCGCGUCUAACGGGUUUAUCACGUCAUCCAUGUUUAAAGACAGCGAGACACAAGUGAAAACCAUGCAAGUAGAUCUAGGUUUAUAUAGCCGCUUUGAUUACUUUAGAACAAUGAUAAACCAAAUUAAGGAUUUGUCAGAAACCACAGACAUGAAAAUAAACCAAAGAGGCAUUUCUUUCUUGAGAUCAAAUGACGGGAUAGGUCACAGGGAGCCCAGACAAGCGACGAGUCUGGUUAUUUAUUCGAAAUAUAAAGGAAUGUAUGGGA